GUGAUACUAAAUAAUAUAUACAAUAGUUAUUAUAUGGGCAUCAUGUCGAAGAAUACGUCACCUAGCGAUGCCAAAGCACCUCAACAGCUGUUAUCUCCUCCGACUGUUCUUUGCUGGGCAUGCGGCGUGCUUGUCCAGAUACCUAUAGUCGGCGGCGAGCUGUCGCCGGUAUUUAGGUGCGGAUGGUGCGGCGCAAUCAGCGAGGCAGCACCGGAGGGCAACGUCCUUGCUCGACGUCGCCGGGGAGGUGUCUGGCGCAGCUUCAUGCGGCUUCUCAGCCGGCUAUCCUACAUCGUGGUUGUGUUCGUACUUUGCCUUAUGCUUAGCAUAAUCUUGCCUGGCAUAGGCUUUGUGUUGCCGCAGCUGUGCACCUCAUCCACAUCAUGGCUAUUCCACAUAACCAUCACCUACAUCCUGACCGCCAGCGUCAUCUUCAACUACUUAGCAGCCGUCUUCACAACUCCGGGCACGGUACUUGAAUGCUGCGACGGCCUGCCGCCCGCGUUUACCUCCCGCGGCAAGGACGAUGCCGACAUCUGCAGCCAAGAUGCCGCUCGCGCCCAGGAACCUGCCGCUGCCAACGGCAAAGCAGCGCUAACAGCAACAGCAGACAGUAGCAAUGCCGUUCUUUCCUCUAAACCCCCUGGCAUUGCUGCUGGCAGCGAGGGCAGCAGCAACACCAGUUGCACCCACCCUAACGGCAGCGGGACGCAAGCAAGUGGCUGUGCAUGCAGCGACUCCCCCAGCCGUACGGCCCUUGACGCGGCCUGUGCUCCCAGUGAUCAAAGUGACAGCCCCCGGGUUGGCGUUGCAUGCAACAACCCUGCUACGAACGUGGGCACAGGGGUCACCGACCCAGGGGACGGUGAUAGCCAAACAGCAGCAGUGGCGGCGGCGGCGGAGGAGGAGGAAGAGGAGGAGUCCUUGACCGGCGCCAUUGCAGCUGACACCAGCGGCAGCGGCGGUGGGGAGGGCUGCACGCCUUCACAUGCAGCAGAAGCAGGGGCAGCGGCGAGCAGCGGAGGCGAGGACGAGCGGGCGCAGCAGCAGCAGCAGUUGGUGCCGCAGUUUGCUUACGCACACCUGAGGUACUGCUGGCCGUGCGGCGGCCCGCAGCCCCCCGAGGCGCACCACUGCCACGUGUGCGGGCGCUGCGUGGUGGACCAGGACCACCACUGCCCCUUCAUCGCUAACUGCGUGGGAAGGGCCAACCAGCGCAACUUCCUGCUCUUCCUGGCCUCCACCGUGGCAGCCGUGUCGUACAGCGCCGUCAUGAGCGCCGUACUGCUGGCGGCGGACUGGCACCUGGCGGCGGCGGCGCUGGCGGAGGCGGCGGAGGCUCUGAGCGGUGGUGGCGGUGGUGGAGCGGGGCAGCAUGGCGGAGGAGGAGGCAGCGGAGGUCCUGCGGGGGAGGCAGGCGGCGGCGGCGGCGGGUUGGGGUUCGGAGCGGCGGUGGCGGGGUGGUGGGCGGCGGCGGCGGAGGGGCUGUGGGAGGUGGUGGAGUACGUGGCGGUGCUGAUGGCGCACAUGCCGCUGCACUUGAAGGCCUCCGCCUACGUCUUCCUGAUGUCGGUGGCCAUCCUGGUGGCGCUGGGGAUCCUGCUCGUCCAAUCUGUACGACACGCGGCCCAGGGCAGCUGCGGUCGUACGGCGGCGGCCGCUGCCCAGCACGCGGCCCGGCACCACCUGCACCCCGCCUCGGAUGCGGCGGCGGCUCUCCGGGACGAGGAGGAGGAGGAUGGGGAUGUUGAGGAAACGGAGGCUCCGGAGGGCACCGGCAGCGCCAGCAAACGGGGCGGCAGCAAGAGGAGCGGCAGCAGCAGGCGAAGCAGUGCCGCACUCACCAACCUUCGUCGCGUGUUUUGCGGCCCCGGCUCUACCUGCCCGGCCAGCAACAGCAGCAGCAGUAGGAGCGGCAGCACCCUUCAUG
Astrephomene gubernaculifera is the source of this 1930-nucleotide messenger RNA. The record is from the annotation of a GenBank genome assembly. NCBI's taxonomy places the organism in Eukaryota, Viridiplantae, Chlorophyta, Chlorophyceae, Chlamydomonadales, Astrephomenaceae.